AUGCCUCCGGCUACGGUCCGGUCUGCUCUUGACCACACCGAGCAGAUGGAUGAGGUGGUGAGAGGAGUCUCCGAUGCUAUGCCGGACUCGGAUCCUGAUAACCCGCAGAACUGGCCGCUGCACCGAAAAGUCUACGCGAGUGUUGUGGCAUUCUUAUUUGCCUUUGCAGUCGCAUUUGGACUCACUUCGUACACCACCGGCAUCGGCGGUGUGGUGACGGAGUUCAACAUCUCCAUGACUCUCGCCAUCGCCCCGUUCUCACUUUAUCUUGUCGGCAUUGCCUUCGCACCGAUUUACACCCCACAUGCCACAGAAAGAUUUGGCCGGAGACCGGUGUACUUUGUCAGCCUGCCCAUUUGCGCCUUGUUUGUUCUCGGUGCCGGGCGAGCUCAGAGCACCGGCGCAUUAGCAAUCUUGCGAUUCUUUGCCGGUCUGGGAGGAGGCCCGUGUCUUGUGCUCAUCGAGGGUACAUUCGCGGAUGUAUGGCCUGCGAAGAUGACUGUAACGUACUACUCGGGAUUGACUCUCGCCUCGUAUCUCGGGGCCGCGUUCGGCGCCAUUAUCCUUGGAAAUGUCAUCCCUAGCACCCCCUGGCGAUGGACGUCCUAUGUCUCCCUGGUGGUCUGCCUCACGGCGUGUUUGAUCGGUGUCGGGGUCCCAGAGACGUACCCUCGAGAGAUCAUCCGCGCCCGAGCCAAGCGUGCUGGCCGGCCUCAUAAUGUCCCCUCAGCCGAGUCGGGCACCACUCUCUGCCGCAUGGCGAGGCUGACCAUCGUUGACCCCCUCAUCAUGGCAUUCACUGAACCCAUCGUCAUCUUCACGACACUGUACGUGUCAAUCGUCUUCGGGACAACGUUCCAAUGGUUCAUCGCCGUGCCUGCGGCUCUGAAUCUGACGUAUGGAUUCGGCAUCCGCCCUUCCGGACUGGCGUUCAUCUCCGCGGUGGUCGGCGCCCUGUUUGCAGCCGGGUCGGCUACAUUGAUAGAGCAGUUCAUGAUCCUGUCGAAGACGCGGCAGUGCAAGGACCAGGAGACGGUGCAGCAGUUGGAGAUCGAAUACAGGCUUGUGCCCGCGAUUGUCGGUGGAAUUUUGAUGACUGGGGCGUUCUUCUGGGUCGGAUACACUACUGUCCCCACGAUCAGUUACCCCUUCCCCAUCAUCGGCACGGGCGUCUAUGUUUGGGGCAGCAUGAUGGUUCUGAUAUCCUACAUCUCGUACCUCUUCGACGCGUACCCGCCGGCCGGCACGCUCUCAGCGCUCACCCUCGCCGCGAGCACGCGCCUGCUCGUGGCCGCGGCGAUUCCCCUCGCCAUCAUCCAGAUGAUCACGGCUUUGGGCGGCAACUGGGCGUACGCCACGUUCGGGGUUAUCUCCGCGGCGCUGUACCCCAUCAAUGUUGUCGUCUUCAAGUUCGGUGCGCGGCUGCGUGCGAGGAGCAAGUACCGCGCUCCGAGUUUCGUGACGGUGACGCUGCGCUCGCCUCAGCGGAUCAAAUCAAUGCCUAGGACGGGGGUGACCCCAGCUUGA
Messenger RNA from Fonsecaea erecta, 1527 nucleotides. RefSeq lists its product as hypothetical. The record is from RefSeq and is a predicted model, not a curated record. Gene Ontology annotation, biological process: transmembrane transport; spermine transport; spermidine transport. Gene Ontology annotation, molecular function: spermine transmembrane transporter activity; spermidine transmembrane transporter activity. NCBI's taxonomy places the organism in Eukaryota, Fungi, Ascomycota, Eurotiomycetes, Chaetothyriales, Herpotrichiellaceae. Bases 1 to 1527 code for a protein of 508 amino acids. The transcript is spliced from 5 exons.